Molecule: messenger RNA, 4438 nt
Organism: Xiphophorus hellerii (green swordtail)
Lineage: Eukaryota; Metazoa; Chordata; Actinopteri; Cyprinodontiformes; Poeciliidae
Product: neuronal migration protein doublecortin
Exons: 7
Coding region: 252-1304 (350 amino acids)
Biological process (GO): photoreceptor cell development; axoneme assembly; intracellular signal transduction
Cellular component (GO): axoneme
Source: RefSeq, a predicted model, not a curated record
UCCGUAGAGGCAGGCAGCGGGGCUCGGCUCUCAGACUGAAGCAGACAAAGGCAAGCGGAGAGACGGCGUGCCGCUAUCCUGCGCAUCGACUCGCAACACCCUCACAUCCAGCUCCCCUCCCUCUCACAUACACGCACUCACACUCACACGCACCCUUCCUUCUUUCCUUCCUUCCUUCCUUCACUCCAGCUGCGACGCAGGACUGAUUUUUUUCCCCCAACAUCACAUCAUCCACGACCACCGCCGCCAUCAUGGAGCUGGACUUCGGGCAUUUUGACGAGAGGGACAAGACGUCCCGCAACCCGCGGAGUGGAAGGAUGAACGGACUGCCCAGCCCCACGCACAGCGCCCACUGCAGCUUCUACCGCACACGCACCCUGCAGGCUCUCACCAACGAGAAGAAGGCCAAGAAAGUGCGCUUCUACCGCAACGGGGACAGAUACUUCAAGGGCAUUGUGUACGCCGUGGCCAACGACCGGUUUCGCACCUUCGAUUCUCUUCUGGCCGACCUUACACGCUCCCUCUCUGACCACAUCAAUUUGCCGCAGGGGGUUCGUUUCAUCUUCACCAUUGACGGAUCACGCAAGAUCUCGUCUCUGGAUGAGCUGGAAGAAGGGGAAAGCUAUGUUUGUGCAUCCGAGAACUUCUACAAGAAAGUCGAUUACACAAAGAACGUCAAUCCCAACUGGUCUGUGAACGUCAAGGCCUCAGCCAGCCAGAAGAACAUGCAGUCCCUGGCCGCCAAGGCCGCCGAAGAUCCCAGAGAGGGCAAAGACUUUGUCCGGCCGAAGCUGGUCACGGUGAUGCGCAGCGGCGUGAAGCCCCGCAAAGCCGUCCGCGUCCUCCUCAACAAGAAGACCGCGCACUCCUUCGAGCAGGUGCUGACCGACAUCACGGAGGCCAUCAAGCUCGAAAGCGGAGUGGUCAAGAGGAUCUACACGCUCGAUGGCAAGCAGGUUACCUGCCUUCAAGACUUCUUUGGUGAUGAUGAUGUAUUCAUUGCAUGUGGACCAGAGAAAUUUCGCUACGCACAGGACGACUUCUCACUGGAUGAGAACGAAUGCCGGCUGAUGAAGGUAGCCAAGGCCCAGCGCGGUUCGGUAAAGAGUCCCGGUCCGAUCAAGCGCUGCAAAUCUCCUGCUGACUCCACCAACGGGACCGGCUCCAGCAGCCAAAUCUCCACCCCGAUAUCCAAGCAUUCCCCCACCUCCACCCCCACCAGUCCGGGCCUGAACAACAAGCAGAAGGAUCUCUACCUGCCCUUAUCUAUGGAAGAUGAGGACUCUCUGGGCGAAUCGAUGUAACUUCCUUCCUGCAGCCAGCCUUCGUUUUGGCCUGAAACACAGAAGUUUUAUACGUCUGCUGCUUUCCACCUUCACUCACAGUGCCACCAGUCGAAGAGAACCGCUCUUUGUCUCUCUCUUUCUCUCUCUUUAGGGCCUUUGACACCAUUUGCUGCUUGAGAAUAACAAACGGUUGUUAAACUCAGUCUCGUCAGCUCACUAAUGUUCAGACACGAUAACCACUCGUUCGCCGUUUAUGGAUCUUCAUCAAAAUAAGUUAUUUUAAACAUGUCGGCCAGGGGGUAUAAUUUCCACUCAAGCAGCAAAUGGGGGAAUUUUCAGCCACACGUUGAACAACUUUUUUUAUUUUUUAUCCACUUUACAUUUUUGUGACUGUCCUCCUGUCCAACCGUUGAAGGUGUGAAUGUUACUGGUUCCUUGUCUGAGGAGACGGGUCUGUUAAUGAGGGUCUUUCUAAACCUGCUGUAAAUACUGUGUACAGCCAUCCGUCCACCAUAACCUCUCUGCUCAGUGUCUGUUGCUGUGCUUCCAUUUUGUCACCACGACAUUCAACCUUCACUUCACAUGUCACGGGGUCAAACUAGACGAAAGAAAUCAAGUGGUGAUGGUUUGGGUUGUUGGGAUGUAGCCAGUCUAAUUGUGUAAUGUUGAGUCUGAAUAUUUGAUUUUCAGAAAUGCUUUAAAGUAAAUAAAGUAUAAUUUCAGAAAACUGUAAGCACUGAGGCUUCAUACAGUGUGCAAUACAAAUUAUUGGCAUUCAUUUUACCCAGUCGGACCGAACGGGAAGAUGCAAAGGCAUCGUCUCCUACAUCUCUUAAUGUUCAUGUUUCAUCUACUUUGACCUUUAGACAGUAGGCUAGAAGAGGUUCGUACCCUCCGUGUUUUUCACAAGAUGCAGUGCAUGAUAUUGUAUGAAACUUUUAAGUUGCAAAGCUGAUUUCUUUGUAUUUUUGAAGGACCUAAUGGUACAUAAAAACAACCAAAGCAAAAUCAAGUAGGCCCACAAUACAGCUUUUAUACCCUGAGCUGAUUAAUUCCCCUUUAAGCCACUUUAUCACCUUGUUUUUGCUUCGACUGCAACUUGUGGUGAUCGUUAACAAUAAAUAGUGUCCGGUAAAAAUAUCAACAACACUUAGACUUUUCCACUUUUUGUCAUGUUGCAGCCACAAACUUGAAAAAUACGUCUUUUGGAACCAAUGACAGGUUUUCGGAACUCCAUUAAGUCCGUCCAUCCCCACACCCUGACGCUGCCGCUACCAUGUUUGAUGGUGGUGGUAACAGAUUAAAUUACUCACGGUUUACUAAUUGGAUCACUCUUGGAAGCAACCGGCUGAACUGUUUAUUUAGUAGCAUCACUGUAACGGUUUCUGAAUACACGUUCACACCGCACUUUUAAGAUUUUAAUUAGUAAAAAAUGUUAAAUGUCAGUUUGAAACUUGCGGUUUAUAAUUUCUUAACAGUUUUUUGCUUCACAAAUAUGCGCUGCCACGUUGUCUUGGCCCAACAGAAACAAAGGUUCAGUUUUGUGGUUGCUGCGUGUCAGAAUGCGGGAAGGUUUAAGCAUCAGAACCGCUUUUGACCGGCACCAAAACCGGUGCUGGGGUGGAGAGGAAAAUCUCAAAGCCAAAGUGUUGUUUUGACCAAGAAUAAACAAAACGGGAGGAAAUGUAACGUUUUGAUAGCAGUGAAAUACUCUGGAGCGAGCACACAUGGAGCUGAUGCAUGUCGCAUUGAAAUAACAAAAUCAUCUUCAUCCAAGGCAGGUAGUUGCAUUACGGCGCUAAAGCAGUAGUGGGAUUUCUCUUUUUGCAUGGCUCAGCAUAGUUCAGGGAUCAUGGGGAGGGUGAUGAAAAUAUGUUUGUCUAAAUUUCAUGUGUGGGUUUAAAAGUUUUAUAAAGCUUAUUAAUUUAUAUUAAAGGUACCUGUGUAGAAUUAAUCGUUUCCUUAGUUUAAACUUGCUCUGAACAAGUUUUUCCCCCAUGCUUCUGUGUGCAAUUUUGUAUUUCCAUAUUCCCAUUUCUGUCAUUGCGACUUCUUACGGCGCGCCCACUAAAAGGUGGAGAUGUGAGUUUUACUUGGCAGGGAAUCGAGCCUGAGACGUCACUGAAUCCAAUGACUGAAGCACAAAAGCAGGGAGCAACUAAUUCAUUUACGACGACAGAUUUUUACCGGCCGGCCUCUCAAAACACUUAACCACCGAUUCUCAAUAGUCAUAAAAUGCUGCACAUGUAGCAUCUUUUCGAUUAAGUACUAUGCAUUUGGAUUCAACAGUUGCUGACGUUAUUCUCUUUGGUAGAAAUUGCCUUUUUAUUAAAAUAAGAAGUGUGAUUAGAAAGGAGCCUAAAGUGAGCUUUUUUUAAAUUUUAUUUUAUUUUAUUUUUUCCCCAUUGUGAUGAAUCGUCUGUCUGGAAGUCCCGUCUUUAGAUGUGACGCUGCGUCCGCCUGCUUGAUGAUCUUUGGUCAAUGUUUUUCUCGUCAGCCUCAACAAGCCAUUACAAUCUGGUGCUGUGAACUCCACCUUUCUCCAGCAGGGAGCGCUGUUACGCCAGCACAACAACUAAAAUCAGCAGCAGGGAACGCGUCCCUUUGACUCCUAUUUUAUACCAAUAAAAGGAAGAAAAAAAAAAAAGAAUAAAAAUAAUUUACUGUUGCUUCUGUUAAACCUCACGCGCUACUGUUCUAGUUUCCUUACAACUUUUUACAUCUCAACAUAUUUAAGCGGAAAAUGUUUGUCUUGAAUGAAGCGGCUGCCACCAUUGAAGAUGACUGGUGUGAUUUAUCACCAUCAGUGGUGCCUUUUUUUUUUUUCUAGAUGUCUUUUGAUAAAAACAAUAAAUGGAACGUAAAAAGGCUUGUUCUUUAGCAGAUAUUUGUAAUAUUUCUUUUUUUAAAUGUCUUAAACGAAGAGGCCUCCUAUCACACUUUGUUUUGUAGAGAUUCAGGACAUUUUGCCAUGGUGUAAAUACACUUCCUUCCUCUUCUUUCAUAAUAUAUGCCUUUUGGAUCAAAUUACUUUCUUUCUCUAAAAUUGACACUGUUUUUAGUGGUAUUUUGCAAUGUUACUGUGGCUUGUUUCAGUGCUUCAUUCAAUGUAUUAACUGGUAUCCUUUUGCAAAUAAAACAUUGGUAAUUCA